AACGCUUUACGCGGCACCAUGGCCACCAUCGCCACCUCUUCCCUCACCAGCCGCGUUCGCGUCGCCCCCGGCGCGCGCGCCCUCUCGCCCUCCGCGGCGGCGCCCUUCGCGGCGCCCCGCCCCCGCGGUUCCCUGGUCAUCCGCGCGGACGGUGGCUCGGGAAUCAACCUGGGCGGUUUCCCGUACAUCAUCGCCCGCAAGGCGGGCUUCGAUACGAGUGAGGGCAUCGCCGGGUUCACCCCGUUCGCCGAGCUAUUCAUCGGACGCACCGCGAUGGGCGGCUUCGCGACGGGCAUCGCGCAGGAGCUCAUCACGGGCGACGGCAUUCUCGCGCAGCUGGGCGUCAGGGACCUUCCCAACGAGCAGAUCUUCGACUUUUUUGUCGCCACCCUCGCGCUCUCCACCGUGGCGGGCGUGUGGGUCACCUUCCGCCAGCUCGUCGCGGGCGAGAUGUCGCCCAAGCAGUUCAAGAGGUACCAGAAAUUCCUCGGGCUCACCGCGAAGGACGAGGCGGCGCGGCUGAACGCCACGCGCGAGGCGCAGGAGAAGGAGAUCGACGGCGAGUAUCUCGCCACCGAGUUCAAAGCCGUCGCCGCCGCCGCCAUUGACGGACCGGGCCCCUCCAUGAGCGUCGACGAGGAACUCCAGCUCACGCCCAAGCAGCAGGCGGACGGGUCCAUGGCGUACCUCAAGUCGGUGGAGCUGAACAACGCGCGAUGGGCCAUGGUGGGCUUCGCCGCCGCCGUCGUCAUUGAGGCGAAGACCGGCUUGUCCGUCUUCGACCAGCUCGUCAUGUGGGCCAAGAUGACUGGCGCGGACGUGUCCGUCCUUGACUCCUUCCGCCAGCUCUACUGAGAGAAGCGAAGCGGAUCGCCCGACACCUUAGCGCACGCACCACUGUACCACUAGCCAUUCUUUCAUCUUGAAAUACCAUUUUCCGGAUGCGCAGCCA
This is a messenger RNA of Micromonas commoda, 952 nucleotides long. It is a transcript of the gene LHL, whose product is annotated as light harvesting like protein. The record is from RefSeq and is a predicted model, not a curated record. NCBI's taxonomy places the organism in Eukaryota, Viridiplantae, Chlorophyta, Mamiellophyceae, Mamiellales, Mamiellaceae. The transcript has a single exon. Gene Ontology annotation, cellular component: chloroplast thylakoid membrane. The coding region runs from base 19 to 855 and encodes 278 amino acids.